UGUCCAUCAAUGCCAGCUGUCAGUACUCAUCAAUGCCACCUGCCAGUGCCCAUCAGUGCCACCCAUCAGUGCCAGUCAAUGCCGCCUAUCAAUGCCAGUCAGUGCCACCUAUCAGUGCCACCUAUCAGUGCCAGUCAGUGCCGCUUAUCAGUGUGCAUCAGUGCUGCCUAUCAGUACCCGUCAGUGCUGCCUAUCAGUGCCACCUAACAGUGCCAGCCAGUGCCACCUAACAGUGCCAGUCAGUGCCGCCUAUCAGUGCCAGUCAGUG
Messenger RNA from Staurois parvus, 268 nucleotides. Lineage: Eukaryota; Metazoa; Chordata; Amphibia; Anura; Ranidae. The record is from the annotation of a GenBank genome assembly.